AUGCGCCUUAAAUACACAGUCCACCAUGCCAGCCAGCUGCUCCUAUGCUCUCUCCUCCCUACGCGCCUCCAUUCCGGCUGGAAAUUCUCGCACUUCCCAGAAACCCCAGACGGCAUAACGUACAGCAUCCGACCAGACAACGAAAACGAGAACCUGGUCGAGCUGCGCGACUGGAUCUUACCAGGCGCAAACCCCUUCAUUGCUGAUCCAGCAAAGCACUACGAGCAACCCGACUCUCCACCAGAUAUCGACAUCCCAUAUGUCAACAACGACUUUGACGACGCGAAUUGGACAUCCGUUACCGUCCCGCACGACUGGGCGAUAGCAGAGGAUUUCGUGAGCGACGAUGAAGUCUCCGGAGAUAUGGGCCGGCUACCAGUUCGCGGAGUUGGAUGGUAUCGGUACAGCGAUCUUUAUUUCCCAGCGUCCGAGCAGAAUGCGAACCAUUCGAUUUUCUUAGACGUUGAGGGGGUCAUGGCGUAUUCCAUGGUCUGGCUUAAUGGCCAUCUAGUCGGAGGCUGGCCGUAUGGGUAUGCGAGUUACCGGCUUGAUCUCACCCCGUAUGUGCGCUAUGGGGAGGAGAAUGUCCUUGCGGUCCGCGCGGAGAAUCCGCAGACAAGACAGUUCUCCCGCUGGUAUCCUGGUGCUGGUAUCUAUCGUGAUGUUUGGAUUACGAAGGUUGCGAAGACGCAUGUGGCGCUGUAUGGGACUGAUAUCAGCACGAGAGAUGUCUCGCGAGACAGAGCUACCGUUGAUCUUGCUGUUACGGUGGAUAACCAGAACAAGUGGGAUGCAGGUGUUAGAGUUGUUACUAACGUCCAUGAAUAUGUCUCUGGAAGGGUUGGGCGCAGAGUUGCGGCAUUCUCUAAUCAGACGCUCCAUCUGAGCCCUGGAAAGUCGUCGUCUAUCAACAGCUCCGUCACUAUCAAGAAUCCCUCGCUCUGGGGCCCUCCACCAACCCAGAAACCGAACAUGUACAUCGCCAUCACUCAACUAUACACCAGGAACCAGCUGCUAGACCAAUACUCGACCCCCUUCGGCAUCCGCAAUCUCGCAUACUCUCCCACACAUGGUCUGAUAGUCAACAACGAGCGAAUCCCCAUCCAAGGCGUAAACCUACACCACGAUCUCGGAGCCCUAGGAGCAGCAUACAACCACCGCGCCGCAACCCGUCAGCUCGAGAUCCUGCGCGAACUGGGCGCAAACGCAAUCCGCACGGCCCACAACCCUCCAGCACCAUCCCUCCUCGCCCUCGCCGACGAAAUGGGCUUCCUAGUCCUCGACGAGAUCUUCGACGUAUGGGAAGCCGCAAAAGUCGACUCAGACUUCAGCCUCAUCUUCACCGACUGGGCCGAGGCAGACCUGCGCUCAUUCAUAAGACGAGACCGCAAUCACCCCUCCAUCGUCAUCUGGAGCGUCGGCAACGAAGUCCCCGAACAAGUCGACAACCAAACAUCAGCCGGCAAGAUCAUGGCCUCUCUCCGCUCCAUCACCCACCAGGAAGACGCAUCCAGCACCCCGCCUCGCCCGGUAACAGCCUCCCUCAACCGCCCCGUCUCAAACAGCACCAUGGCGGGCAACAUGGACGCCAUCAGCCUAAACUACCAAGGCGAAGGCGUCCGCUGGGGUCCCGCAUACACCCAUCUCACCGGUGGAAGCCGCACUUCGCCACAAUACGACACUUUCCACGCUGCCCAUCCUUACGCAGCACCAAUCCUAGGCUCCGAAGUUGCCUGGUCCCUCAGCACCCGCGGGUCCUUCUUCUUCCCUGUCUCGCCAUACAUCUCCGCACCGGUAAACGACACAAACGGCGGCGGGAACUCCUCCAUAUACGAAGUGAGCGCGUACGAGGUCUACUCCUCAGACGCAGGAUCCACGCCAGACCGCGUCUUUCUAACGCAGGAUACGCACCCCUUUGUUGCGGGCGGUUUCGUGUGGGCUGGGUUUGAUUAUCUGGGCGAGCCGUAUCCGUAUGAUGCGCGGAGUGCAUAUUCCGGGAUCCUGGAUCUGGCGGGGUUUAAGAAGGAGAGGUUUUGGGUUUAUCAGGCCAGGUGGAGAGAAGAUCUCGCUAUGGCGAAGAUUGUCCCGCAUUGGAAUUGGCCUGACAGGGUUGGGGAGAUUACCCCUGUUCAUGUGUUUUCGAGUGGGGAUGAGGCGGUUUUAUACAUUAACGGAGCUCAGCAGGGACCGAAGAAGAGGAAGGGGGAGGGUGAGUAUCGCUUUCGGUGGGAUGAGGUUGUGUAUCAGCCCGGGGAGGUCCGGGUUGUUGUGUACAAGGAGGGGAAGGUUUGGGCUGAGGAUGUAGUUGCUACGACGGGCGAGCCGGCUGCGUUGAGGCUUUCGGUUGAUCGGAGUGUUAUUGCUGCUGAUGGGGAGGAUUUGGCGUUUGUGACGGUGGAAGUCGUAGACAGUGAUGGGAAUGUGGUCCCUACGGCGGAUGAUGAGGUGCACUUUAGUAUUGCCAACAGCAGUGGUGCUGGGGUUGUUGUUGCUACGGAUAAUGGGUUUCCGGCGGACUUCACCAGUUUUGCUUCUAGCAGCAGGAAGGUAUUCCAUGGGUUAGCCCUUGGGGUUGUACGGGCUGAAGAAGGGGUUUCUGGGGAUUUCGUUGUUGAGGUAAGCAGUGAUGGGCUUAGGGCUGCGGAGAUUACCAUCACAGCACGUUGA
This is a messenger RNA of Aspergillus versicolor CBS 583.65, 2667 nucleotides long. RefSeq names its product putative cell-associated beta-galactosidase. Gene Ontology annotation, biological process: carbohydrate metabolic process. The record is from RefSeq and is a predicted model, not a curated record. NCBI's taxonomy places the organism in Eukaryota, Fungi, Ascomycota, Eurotiomycetes, Eurotiales, Aspergillaceae. The coding region runs from base 1 to 2667 and encodes 888 amino acids. Gene Ontology annotation, molecular function: hydrolase activity, hydrolyzing O-glycosyl compounds. The transcript has 2 exons.